AGGCCCGGCUGCGCGGCGGGCUGCUGCCGGCGGCGGCGGGCCGGCUCCAUGGCCUUCGUCCGCAAGCGGCGGCUGGAGCGGGAGCGCUGCUCCAGGGAGAGGUUUUCACUGCUUCUUCUUAACCUGGAAGAAUAUUACUUUGAACAUCACACAGCUAAUCAUAUUGUAAAUAAAGGCUGCAGAGAUGAAAGAAAAAUCAGAGGUUCUCUAAAGAUCUGCUCAAAAUCGAUUAUUUUUGAACCUGAUGAAAAAAUCCAACCCAUUAUCAAGAUACCCCUGAGAGACUGUAUUAGUAUAAAAGCCCCAGAAGACAAUGAAGCAAAUAACCCUUUCACAUGGGAUGUAUCUGGAGGGAUUUCUGUUGUGUGUAAUCAGGUUUUUCUCAUUAAAGAAAGAAACAUUAUUGGACCCUAUAAAACAGUAAGAGGAAGAACUGAAUACUUAUUUCAGCUGGAUGUUGCUGGGAAACUGGGAGAUGUUGUACAAACUCUACAUCAGCUCUACAGGGCCUCUUGUCUAGAUAAGAUGGGAGAUCAAGCUGCCAUGAUAACUGCUAUACUGCAGUCACGUUUGGCUAGAACUUCGUUUGAUAAAAACAGAUUUCAGAGCAUUUCUGAAACGCUGCAUAUGGAAUGCAAGGCAGAAAUGGUGACACCCCUGGUGACCAAUCCAGGGCAUGUGUGUGUCACUGAUGCGAACUUGUACUUCCAGCCUCUUAAUGGAUAUCCUAAACCUGUAGUGCAGAUAACACUGCAAAAUGUGCGCCGCAUCUAUAAAAGAAGACAUGGCUUAAUGCCUCUGGGACUUGAAGUAUUCUGCACAGAAAAUGAUCUAUGUUCUGACAUCUACCUGAAAUUCUACAACUAUCAAGAUCGAGAUGAGCUCUAUUUCCUUAUUGCAACAUAUAUAGAAAAUCAUGUUACAGAGCAUACAGCUGAAAGUUAUAUGUUACAAUGGCAGCGAGGGCAUAUUUCGAACUACCAGUAUCUCCUUCAUCUCAAUAAUCUGGCUGAUAGGAGCUGCAAUGAUCUCUCCCAGUAUCCUGUAUUUCCCUGGAUCAUAGCAGACUACUCCAGUUCAGUACUAGAUCUGACAAAGCCUGAAACAUUCCGUGACCUUAGUAAGCCGAUUGGUGCCCUGAAUAAGGAAAGACUGGAUAGAUUAUUGACACGUUAUGGGGAAAUGCCUGACCCUAAAUUCAUGUAUGGGAGCCACUAUUCAUCUCCGGGUUAUGUUUUGUUUUAUCUUGUUAGAGUUGCACCAGAGUACAUGCUCUGUCUGCAGAAUGGAAAAUUUGAUCAUGCCGACAGAAUGUUCAACAGUCUUGCAGAAACAUGGAAAAACUGUUUGGAUGGUGCAACAGAUUUCAAAGAGCUGAUUCCAGAAUUUUAUGAAAAUGAUUCUAGUUUUCUAGUGAACAGUUUGAAAUUGGACUUGGGAAAAAGACAGGGUGGAAAAACUGUUGAAGAUGUAGAGCUUCCCCCGUGGGCAUCAGGUCCUGAUGACUUUCUUCAGAAGAGCCGAGAGGCUUUAGAAAGUCAGUAUGUAUCAGAACAUCUCCAUGAAUGGAUCGACAUAAUAUUUGGUUACAAGCAGAAAGGAAGCGAAGCAAUUGCAGCUCACAAUGUGUUUCACCCAUUAACUUACGAAGGAGGAGUGGAUUUGGACAGUAUUAUGGACCCCAAUGAAAAAGUAGCUCUGCUGACCCAAAUCUUGGAGUUUGGACAGACACCAAAACAGCUGUUCACAAUUCCUCAUCCCCAAAGGAUACUACCUAAAUUGUUUAAAAGCUUGUCUGGAGCAUCUAGUCACAAUGUUUCCAUAGUUGAAUCUCCAGUUUCUGCAAAUGAAGAAUCAUUUGAAGACUUAACAGAAGAAAGCAUAACACUUGCUUGGAACAAUAUUGCCAAACUAAAAUUACAUGAGCAAUAUAAAAUUCACAAAGAGGCAAUAACUGGAAUAGCAGUGACUUGCAAUGGGUCUUCUGUUUUCACUACAUCCCAAGAUUCAACUUUGAAGAUGUUUUCCAGAGAAUCAAAAACACUCCAGAGAAGUGUGUCCUUUUCAAACAUGGCUUUGUCAUCUUGUUUAAUCUUACCAGGAGAUACCACUGUUAUAUGUUCUUCAUGGGACAAUCAUAUAUAUUUUUAUUCGGUUGCAUUUGGAAGACAGCAAGACAUCUUAAUGGGACAUGAUGAUGCAGUCAGUAAGGUCUGUUGGCGUGAUGAGCGCUUAUAUUCUGCGUCUUGGGAUUCCACUGUGAAGGUGUGGCAUUGUGUUCCUGGAGAGACCCUGAGCAAUAAAAAACACCACUUUGAACUAUUUGCAGAGUUAGAACAUGAUGUUAGUGUAAAUACAAUCGACCUAAAUGCUGCAAAUACUAUACUAGCAUCUGGAACCAAAGAAGGUACCAUUAGUAUUUGGGAUGUUACAACAGCAACAGUGUUACACCAGUUGCCAUGUCAUUCUGGGACUGUGUUCGAUGCUGCUUUUAGUCCUGAUAGCAGACAUCUACUCAGUGCAGGAGAGGACAACUGUUUUAAAGUAAUAGAUGUUCAGACUGGAAUGCUUAUUUCUUCUGUAACAGCUGAUGAGCCACAGAGGUGCUUUAAAUGGGAUGGAAAUACCAUCUUAUCAGGAAGUCAGUCUGGUGAGUUACUGAUUUGGGACCUUCUUGGAGGAAAAGUCAUUGAAAGAAUCAAAGGACAUACAGGUGCUGUAAUGUCCAUGUGGAUGAGUGAGCAAUGCAACAGUGUUAUUACAGGAGGGGAAGACAGACAAAUCAUGUUCUGGAAACUGCAAUACUAAGUGCCUUUCCCUCCAGACAUAUACAUGAACUCUUAUUUUAAACCAAACCUUUUAAAGAAACUUAACUGCGUGCAAUGAUGGCUGCUGCUGAAGUUCAACUGGAUAGGAAGCUUUGUUCAGCUACAACUUUCUAAUUUAUGGUGACUUCACUGAGAGCUCUUAACUUCCAUACUGUAUGCAUUUGUUUUUCAUUAACUAUCAUACUUGAAAGUGCUUGUCUUAAAUGACAUCUGAGAUGAAAUUAAAGACCUAUUUUUCUGUAAUUAAAGAGCUCCUAACUUGCAGUCUUUGUUUGAUUUACAUGGGGAUGCAUCAUAGCAUGUUGUUUGAAUUGAUUUCAAAAAAAUAAGCAUUUGCAUUCUUAACUAAAAAGGACUUUUAAGGAAGCUUGCAACUCAAGUGUCAUGUCUCACUACAUAAUAUUGUGUCCCUGUGUAGUAAACCUUUUUGCCUGGUGAAGAUGUGUGCAAUAGCAAAUACUACUUGAACACCUAUCAAGGCAGCUCUUGAUCAGACCAAAGGUUGGUUUGGUCCCCUAACUAGUCUUCAAAUGUAGCUCUCUGCAAAGGCAUAGAAUGUGCUCCUACUCUUCACUAUGUUGCUUUUACCUAUAAAAAAAAUGAAAUUAAUGUGUAUUAACUUGAAAGGAAGCCAGACAAAUCUGAUCCUGUAACAGGUAAGUUAUACAUGUAUAAUAGUGAUAUUUUUUCUUUGCAGUAAACUUGUUUUUCCCUGUAGGACUUCAGAAGAUAUCCCCCUGCAAAAAGCUUUUCUGAGGAUGAAAACUUUAAAUGUUUCUGUAAUGGCUUCUUCAUUACAAUGAUCUGCAGUUGUGAUGUUCUCCCAAGUGUGACCACAGGAUGAAUAUUCAUUUCUCUGAUUGGACUCUUUAUUGCUACUGUUAAUGCCCUAAGUAUGUGUCUAGGACAAGCAUUUUUUUAAAAAAGAUAUUUAGUCUGUCCUGUAAGGCUGUAGACAUAAUGUCUUAGUUUUGACACCUAACAACUAUUUAAGUAGGCAGCUGUUUCUUUAGCAGUUUUACAGACAUCUGACAUAUAGGUGGUGGAUUUUUAUU
Messenger RNA from Rhea pennata, 3883 nucleotides. It is a transcript of the gene NSMAF, whose product is annotated as neutral sphingomyelinase activation associated factor. Gene Ontology annotation, molecular function: protein binding. The record is from RefSeq and is a predicted model, not a curated record. The transcript has 31 exons. Lineage: Eukaryota; Metazoa; Chordata; Aves; Rheiformes; Rheidae. The coding region runs from base 49 to 2808 and encodes 919 amino acids.